GUGAGAUUAGGGGGCCAACACGUCGCGUUUGCCGGGUUCCUUGCUGACCGGAGAAAGUUCUAAUCGCCAAAUAUAGCCCCUGGGCUCCACUCAGACCGAGACGGCUACCGAGUUUGCUGGAGGGAGGUACGGUAGCAGAUUUCACCUCUUGUUUGCUUGUUUUGCAUCGUUUCCGACGGUUCCGGAUUACUGCAUUACGCCCACCAUUGCUACACUCUUUUUCCAUAACUUCCUACGGUUCGACAGCAUUGCUUUACAAAAGUUACCCCCCAUUGACAGGUACCUAAUUUUUACAAUAACACUGGCCACAUCAACACCGCCCCGUUCUGUUUUUCUUUCUAUUCGUCCACGAUGACGGGGAAUCCUGCGUCGCCGACCGCGACGAAACGUUUACGGUGGGCAACCCAGCGGGUUCCUGGGAUGGAAGCUGUGCGGAAGAGGGACACGAUAAUGAGAGCUUUGUCAAUGUCGCGAAGGUCUCCAGAAAAGAUGGAGGCAGAUGUUUCGGGGACAGGAGGGGGCUUUGGUGGUCAAAUGAAUCCGGGGUCGGGAGGGUCAGAAGAAGGGUCUACCCAGCGGCGUAUAUUCGUUAACGAGCCUUUGCCACCAGAGUGCCUUGACGAGGAUGGUUCCCCUUCACAGUGGUUCUCUCGAAACAAAAUUCGCACGGCUAAAUACACACCUCUCAUAUUUGUUCCUAAAAAUCUGUGGCUCCAGUUCCACAAUGUUGCUAACGUUUAUUUCCUUUUUGUCACCAUACUUGCUAUAUUUCCCAUAUUUGGCGCGAGCAAUCCAGCUUUAGGUUCGGUGCCUUUAAUUGUGAUUUUAUUGAUUACGGCCGUCAAGGAUGCGAUCGAGGAUUAUCGUCGGACGGUGCUCGAUAUUGAGCUCAACAAUACUCCGAUUCAUUUAUUGACUCCUGGGAAAGCGAGGUUUAAGAGGGAUUACUGGAAAAAUGUUCGGGUUGGGGAUUUUGUGAGGGUUUACAACGAUGAGGAAAUUCCCGCUGAUGUCAUCAUUCUUUCCACCUCCGACGCCGAUGGCGCAUGUUAUGUUGAGACAAAGAAUUUAGAUGGUGAAACUAACCUCAAGGUUCGACAUGCGUUGCAUUGUGGAAGGAGGGUUAGACACGCCAAAGACUGCGAAGCUGCAGCUUUUACUUUGGAAAGCGAGAAUCCUCACGCCAACCUUUACUCUUACAGCGGGCCGGUAUCGAUCAACAAUCUUCUACUUAGGGGAUGCACUCUCAGAAAUACCGAGUGGGCCAUUGGAAUUGUUGCAUUUACCGGUGAUGAGACCAAGAUUAUGAUGAAUGCUGGAGUUACUCCUUCGAAAAGGAGUAGGAUUACACGGGAGUUGAAUUGGAAUGUUAUCAUGAAUUUCUGUCUGUUAUUAAUCAUGUGUUUGGUUUCGGGAAUUGUGCAAGGAUUCACAUGGGCUAAGGGCAACGAGUCUCUUGACUUUUUCGAAUUUGGUUCCAUUGGAGGAUCACCGCCGGUUGAUGGUAUUGUCACCUUUUGGACUGCUGUCAUCCUGUUCCAGAACUUGGUCCCGAUCUCGCUUUACAUCAGCAUUGAAAUUAUUAAGCUCGCCCAGGCGUUCUUCAUCUUCAGUGAUGCUCAUAUGUAUUACGAAAAGCUCGAUUACCCUUGUACCCCCAAAUCUUGGAAUAUUUCGGAUGAUCUUGGACAAAUCGAAUAUAUCUUCUCGGAUAAGACAGGCACACUAACCCAGAAUGUUAUGGAGUUUAAGAAGUGUACCGUCAAUGCUCGGGAGCAGAUCGCACAAGCCGGCGCAAACGCCCACUUCAUGCUUGUCCUUGCUCUUUGUCAUACGGUUUUACCGGAGUUGGUUUCAAGUGAACCUCCACGGAUCGAUUUCAAAGCGCAAUCUCCAGAUGAGGCUGCAUUGGUGGCCACUGCUCGUGAUUGUGGAUAUACCCUUAUCGACAGAACCCCCCAUGGGGUUAUUGUGAACGUACAGGGGGACGAGAGAGAGUACGAGGUUCUCAACACACUAGAGUUCAAUUCCUCUCGAAAACGUAUGAGCGCGAUCAUUCGUAUGCCUGAUACCGGAAAGAUCUACUUGUUCUGCAAGGGGGCAGACAGUAUAAUCUACUCUCGGCUCCGACUAGGUGAGCAACAAGAGCUCAGAAAAUCGACCGCCGAGCAUUUGGAAGUCUUUGCGCGCGAGGGGCUGAGAACGCUUUGCGUUGCACAGAGGGAGCUCACCGAAGAAGAAUAUCAGACAUGGAAUAAACAGCACGAGAUGGCCGCUGCUUCUGUGCACAACCGUGAGGAGAAACUCGAGGAGGUCUCUGAUGCUAUUGAGAGGGAUUUAUCUCUUAUUGGUGGAACGGCUAUUGAGGAUAGGCUACAAGACGGAGUUCCAGACACGAUUGCUCUUCUUGCCGAGGCCGGUAUUAAGUUGUGGGUUUUGACUGGUGACAAGGUGGAAACCGCCAUCAAUAUUGGUUUCUCAUGCAAUCUCUUGGAUAAUGGUAUGGAACUUAUACAAUUCAAGUCCGAAGAGAAUACUGAGCUUAAGGCUGCAAAGAAGGACCAUAACCCGCCGCCUCCCACCCACGCUUUGGUUAUUGAUGGUGAUGCGCUUAAACUUGUGCUGGAAGAUGAGCUAAAAAUGAAAUUCUUGCUAUUGUGCAAACAGUGCAAGGCGGUCCUUUGUUGUCGUGUCAGUCCUAGUCAGAAGGCCGCCGUUUGUCAAAUGGUCAAAUUGGGAUUGGACGUUAUGACUCUUUCUAUCGGUGAUGGUGCCAAUGAUGUUGCUAUGAUUCAGGAGGCCGAUGUUGGUGUCGGUAUUGCUGGUGAGGAAGGUCGACAGGCAGUUAUGUGCUCCGAUUACGCUAUAGGGCAAUUCCGCUUCUUAAGCAGACUGGUGCUGGUGCAUGGGCGUUGGUCUUAUCGGAGGGUGGCUGAAAUGACUGCAAACUUUUUCUAUAAGAAUAUUGUCUGGACCUUCGCGCUGUUCUGGUACCAGCUCUACAACAGCUUUGACGGGUCUUAUCUUUUUGAGUACACCUACAUCCUUCUCUACAAUCUUGCGUUCACCUCGGUGCCGGUCGUUCUCAUGGGUGUUCUGGACCAAGAUGUUGAUGAUAAAGUAUCUCUUGCCGUUCCGCAAUUGUAUCGUAGAGGUAUUUUGCGUAAGGAAUGGACACAGGUCAAGUUUUGGGUUUACAUGAUUGAUGGUAUUUAUCAGUCAUUGAUUUGUUUCUUCAUGACUUACCUCUUGUUCCGUGAGGGCGGAUUUGCCAGUUCUUCUGGUAGAGAUUUGAACUCACGAGAGUUGAUGGGAGUCUAUGUUGGAUGUGCCUCAAUUGUUGUUGUCAACUCAUAUGUGUUGAUUAACCAGUAUCGCUGGGAUUGGGUUUUCCUGCUUUGCACCGCUAUCAGUAUUCUACUCAUCUGGUUCUGGACGGGCGUCUUCUCACAGUUCACAUCCACCGGCCCAUUUUACAAGGCUGCAGAUCACGUUUAUGGUGCCUUGUCCUUCUGGGUAACUACUCUGUUGACUGUGUUAGUAUGCCUUCUGCCUAGGAUGGCGUCUAAGGCUGUUCAAAAGCUAUUCUUUCCUCGAGAUAUAGACAUCAUCCGCGAGCAGGUUAAAGAAGGGAAGUUCAAUUAUCUCUAUGGGAAUGGGGAGAAACCAAACACGACUUCUCUUUCCUCUGCAGCUUCUUCGGAGGUCAUGAAGCCUCCAGUUCGACCUUAUGCCCAAGACGACGAGAGACGACCCAUAUACCCACCGAGCGUGGCCCCUACCGCAACCACCGCUGGGAAGCGUGGAAGUGGUAAUGGUAGUGACGGGACUGAUGGCUCAGGAUAUAUGGGGACGGGUACUUUUACACCUCACCGAUACUCCAUGGAUAAGCCAGUGCGUCCCAGUAUGGAUCGAGCAAGGCCUAGCUUUGACCGUGUCCGGGCGUCCAUGGAUCGAACAAGAGCCAGUUUUGAGGCUACGAGUGAGUUCACGUCCGCAGCCAUGUUGGCACGAAUGGAGUCGCGACAUUCGGUGCGACCAGCGAAACGAUCGUUGUAUGAUGAUGACGGCACUGCCAACUGA
Tuber melanosporum (Perigord truffle) is the source of this 4083-nucleotide messenger RNA. RefSeq lists its product as uncharacterized. Gene Ontology annotation, biological process: phospholipid translocation. Gene Ontology annotation, cellular component: plasma membrane. Lineage: Eukaryota; Fungi; Ascomycota; Pezizomycetes; Pezizales; Tuberaceae. The coding region runs from base 535 to 4083 and encodes 1182 amino acids. The record is from RefSeq and is a predicted model, not a curated record. Gene Ontology annotation, molecular function: ATP binding; ATPase-coupled intramembrane lipid carrier activity; magnesium ion binding. The transcript has 12 exons.